AGUGGGUUUCUACCUGUUUGGGUGUUUCACCCUUCCCGUCCCCUCCCUCUGCCUGCCGUGUGCCGGGGGGUGGUGGGAUUAGCAGGGUCGCUCUUCCUCAGCCUCUCCGGAGAAAACCCGGGGAAGGGAGAGCUCCUUCACGCUCAUGGAUGCAUGGGGGGGCCCCACGCCCUGCUGGAGCCGUCGCCGCGGGGCCCGGUUGCUGCUGCUGCUGCUGACCGUGCGGCUGGGGAGCGGAGCUGAUAAAGCAGACGAUGAAGAUGAUGAAGAUCUAAUGGUGAAUAAAACGUGGGUCCUUGCACCAAAGAUUCAUGGUGGAGAUGUAACUCACAUACUGGACUCCUUACUUCAAGGAUAUGACAAUAAGCUUCGGCCAGAUAUUGGGGUGAGAACUACGGUAAUUGAAACAGAUGUCUAUGUAAACAGCAUCGGCCCAGUUGACCCAAUCAAUAUGGAAUACACUAUAGAUAUAAUUUUUGCCCAGACUUGGUAUGACAGUCGUCUAAAAUUUAACAGCUCAAUGAAGGUGCUUAUGCUUAAUAGCAAUAUGGUUGGAAAAAUUUGGAUUCCAGACACUUUCUUCAGGAACUCAAGGAAAUCUGAUGCUCACUGGAUUACAACUCCAAAUCGUUUGCUUCGAAUCUGGAGUGAUGGAAGAGUAUUAUACACUCUAAGGCUGACAAUUAAUGCUGAAUGUUAUCUUCAGCUUCAUAAUUUUCCUAUGGAUGAACACUCCUGUCCUCUGGAGUUUUCAAGCUAUGGAUAUCCCAGAAAUGAAAUUGAAUACAAAUGGAAGAAAACCUCUGUGGAAGUGGCAGAUCCAAAAUACUGGAGAUUGUAUCAGUUUGCAUUUGUAGGGUUACGAAACACAACUGAAAUUUCUCAUACCUUGUCUGGUGAUUAUAUUAUUAUGACAAUCUUCUUUGAUCUUAGCAGACGUAUGGGAUAUUUUACUAUUCAGACAUACAUUCCUUGCAUACUCACAGUUGUUCUUUCAUGGGUGUCAUUUUGGAUCAAUAAGGAUGCAGUUCCUGCAAGGACUUCUCUGGGCAUCACAACGGUGCUGACCAUGACAACACUGAGUACAAUUGCCAGAAAGUCACUCCCAAAGGUUUCCUAUGUGACAGCAAUGGACCUUUUUGUCUCAGUUUGUUUCAUUUUUGUGUUUGCUGCCUUGAUGGAAUAUGGCACCUUGCAUUACUUUACCAGCAACAGGAAAGGGGACAAAGGAAAACAAAAGAAGGCAAAAUCUAAGCCAUCAAAACCACCUGCAAUCGCUGUUCGACCUGGAUCAACACUAAUUCCAAUUAAUAACAUUAAUCAUCUCCCUGAACGUGAUGAUGAUUAUGGAUAUGAGUGCCUUGAAGGAAAAGACUGUGCUAGCUUCUUUUGUUGUUUUGAAGACUGCCGCACAGGAUCUUGGCGAGAAGGAAGAAUACACAUCCGUAUUGCAAAAAUUGACUCCUAUUCUCGAAUAUUCUUUCCUACUGCCUUUGCAUUAUUCAAUCUUGUUUAUUGGAUUGGCUAUCUUUAUCUAUAAAUUUCAGAUUUGACAAACUCAGAAAAAAAUUCUAAUUGAACAGUCAUUAAUACUUUCAACUGAGCAAUCAAAGAUUAGAGUUGGUCCAAAAUUACUUAAAUUGUAAUGCUUUAAAAAUUUGAAACAAUGAGAGGAAAUAUGAUGAUGUAGUCUCCCUCUUGUGAUCAACUAUAGAACUGAUAGUGGUAUUUUGAAGAGAAAAUUUAAAAAUAAGAUUUAUCUUUCCUUAACACACAUGCACACAGUUUUUUCCAGCUCUAAGAAAAUGCAGAGUCAAGGGGCUAUGUUAUUUAACUGGACAGUUCUACGUAAGCUUUCAGUUUUAAUCCUUAAUGAUAAUGCAGAAGGAUUUUUGUAGCAUCUCACACCUUUACAAAGAAAGCCUUAAUAAAGUGAGAUUAGUUAGUCUCAUCCAUUUAAUCCAUAAGGUGAUGAUUUUAUUAAUCCCUGAUUUUAAAAAGUUGAAAUGUAACAUUUCCCUUUUCAAUCUGCAGUAUUUUAAAAAGCAUGAUUAAGUCAUAAUUAAUCAAUUCAGAUUUAUACAGAAUGCAAAUGUUAGAGCAGCAAGAAAUGGAUAUAUCAAAACACCCAAGGGUAAUUCUGAGCUUGUCUUAUCCUGACUAUUGAUAGAGGCUUUUGGCUUUCAGCCUUAGAUUACGUUUAUGUCUGUGCUUAAUCUCCUGUUACUUCACUGUUGUGAGUUCCCGGAAGUUGUCCAAGAGGGCUACAACUUUCAAAAAUUCUUACCCAGCUACCAUUGCUUACUCAUUUCAUGGAAAAGAGACUGGGGUUGGCUGAGAUUCUGAGCAUUAAACGCAGCACUCUUCACAUCCUCUCAUUUGUCUGAUUCAUACUCAGUGCCAGAGAAAAAUGCAUACCUCUACUUUUGGCAGAAUUUGUAUCAGCAGAGUUUGGAAAACCUGUAACAGCGUUGUAGUCACUGUACUCAAAGCCACUGUGUUAAAUCUCCAGCCCUGAGAGUGUAGUGUAUGAUCUGCUCCACUGUGCAUGGAGUAUGAUUUUGUAGAUUCUGUUUGUUACUGCAUAUGCUGCUCACUGAGCCAAAGCCAAGUGGUAUUAAUUUACUGAGCCUGUGGUAUGGAUUGCUGGGUAAUUACCUUCUUGGUAUUAGUUUGUUUCUAAUGGAUAAGUCAUGUUAUGGAGAGGGAGUUAAAAUAUCCUUAUUCAUUGCAGAUCCUUCUCCAACAAUGCAUCCCCCCCCAAAAUCAUAGGACCAGUUCUUCAUCCUUUCUGUCAGAGCUUUUCAUCACUUUGGUAGCAAUUCUUCAGUAUUAGUCUUUCUGGACUGUUUUCUCUUUGUUGACUGUUGCUGACUUGGCAGCAUUUGGUAUCUCAUUUCUAUUUCUAAAUCCAUUGUCUUCAUUAUGGAAAAGUGCAGUCUUUCCUCCAUUCUCGAAACCAGUCUCAAGUGAGCUUGCAAAACCACUGUAAAAUGAAGAUAUGCAUUAACUAAAAGUCAGCAUUACACCGAAGACCUUACAGAUCUUUAAAGAGGAUUAAUGGGAUUAGCAUUUGGCUGUAGGUAAGAAUGUUCAGUACUAAAGAUAAAGACAUGAUUAAUAGCUAAGAAUAGAAAAUGUUACAUGAAAAACCCACUCCCAAUAUUUCUGUUAAAUGUGCUCCUUCCUCUGAAUUUCUCAGAAAAGAUUAAUGUAUAUUUAUAUUCUAGUUUGUACCAGGCGUAAUAAGAUAUGAUAUGCAAUACGCAUUUCAAAGGAAAUGCUACUGUGGUGUUCAGCCCCAAAGUAUAACAGAAAAUGCAAGACUGUGCAGUCAUACUGAAAAGAAGUGUGAAAGAAGAUCCAAUUUUAAUGAAAACUUUAUUUCGGUAUUUAGCUGAUGAAAUAUAGGAGUGGUUGAGAGAAUCUGAAGGCCCACUGUCAAGGAUGGCUGACAUUGUUUGUUGUGUGACAUUUCCGAGUACUGACUUCUGACUGGUAGACUAAGCAUAGCAAUGUGGCAUGAUUAUCAGCUCUGAUUUGCUAUAAUUUAUUGGUUUUUAGAGUCUCACUUCCAGAAAAUGGUCAGUCCAAUGGAAACAUGUCAGUUUUAAUUCAAUAAUGUAAUUUGAUGCUUUUUGACAGCACAUUAAACACAUUCUUCUGUAGGAGGUAUGAAGGUGGCGUCAGCAGCAUGUUGGAUGUGUACUUGAAAAGUAGUCAGCUUGCUACACAAUACAAGAUAUAAAUUUUGUGAGCCCCUGAGUUUCAUUAAUUCACCUUUAAACAAAAGAAACUUGAAAGAACUUGGCACUUCACAAGAGGAAAUACAAAUUUCACAGCCUGCUCUCCUCUGGCACAUCUAGUUAGCUUUUUCUAUUCAUGUGGUUGUCAGUUGCCAAUCAGCCUCCAGUGACUGAAUUGGAGAACAGAAAACAUCCAGAAUUGGCAAGGGAUGGAUGAGAAGCCUUUCAUCUCCAAUUUCUAUGAAACAAUGUAAUGGAGUAUUAAACCUAUUGAAUGUUAUGGCUGUUUGGCUUAUGGAUACACUUGCUUCUGUCUGUUGACAAACUUUUCUGUGUACUUCAUUUGUUUCUGAUGAAAUAAUUUUAGUUUCCCAUUGUAUUGUGAGUGCAAAUAGAAACGGAAUGUAGUGACCUGUAACAUGGCAUGUAAUAAAUGUGUUAUUUUA
Molecule: messenger RNA, 4192 nt
Organism: Corapipo altera (White-ruffed manakin)
Lineage: Eukaryota; Metazoa; Chordata; Aves; Passeriformes; Pipridae
Gene: GABRG1
Product: gamma-aminobutyric acid type A receptor gamma1 subunit
Exons: 9
Coding region: 146-1540 (464 amino acids)
Biological process (GO): synaptic transmission, GABAergic; gamma-aminobutyric acid signaling pathway; nervous system process
Cellular component (GO): neuron projection; GABA-A receptor complex; postsynapse
Molecular function (GO): GABA-gated chloride ion channel activity; GABA-A receptor activity; inhibitory extracellular ligand-gated monoatomic ion channel activity
Source: RefSeq, a predicted model, not a curated record